AGUAGGUAAAGUUAUACGUUAGGUCAAAGCUUAAACUCACUCUAACGAACUGCUUUUCAAACUUUACGGUAGCAAACUAAUUAUUGACAGAUUAAUAAAUGACACGGUAUUUGGCAUUAGACUGAAAUAUACAUGGCCAGGAGAGGGAGCCGCAACUACAGUUUUCAUGAUCUAUUUUGUAAGCAGAGGUUAGAAGUUAAAAACGUAUAAUUUUGCCAAUCUGGUACUACUACCCAGUGAACCCUAGUUAACGUCAGGUGAAUAACGACAGUAGGCUGUUAUUCGCCAAGAGACGAAAGUUGUUCUUCAGGACAUGGAGCAGGCUGAAUUGAGGCAGAUCCGCACUUCACAUGAAUGCCUACAGAGAGAGCAUCUUCCAAAGCGACCCUACAGGAGGAAUCAAACCCAGUGUACACCAUCGUCAACUCUACCACCUCCACCCCAAACACUUUUUCCUGAAUUGUUGAAAGUAAAAAAAGAAGUGGCAGCUCACCCUGGUAAGCCAAACGAUGCCCCAGUAGUGCUGCCUACUAAACAUACUCAAUACACAUCGACUUCAGGAGCUUCCAUCAAGGGCCAUCCAUUGGCCGUGAACAUGACCAGUUAUCCCCCUCUGAGCAAACCCAGCCCUGCAGGACUAAAGCCUCCACCCAAUAGGCCUGUUAUUCUUCACAGCGGGAAGACUGGAGAUGGUUAUCAGCAAUUCUAUCUGCAGACAAACAGUACAAUAUAUCCAGCUGCCACAGGGGACAUGUCAGCCUACCAGCUGCACACCCAGGCCUCCAGCCUGCCCCAGGGGGUGGGGAUGGCCCACCUCCACGGACCCCAGAAACCCCCUGAGGUGAUCACCCAAAAGAGGGAGCUCCGCCUCAUGAAGAACAGGGAAGCUGCUCGGGAAUGUCGCCGUAAGAAGAAAGAGGAGGCAGCCAAAGCCUGCAGGCAGAGGAAGAAGAGCUACAUGAGCUGCCUGGAGGCUUCAGUUGCCAGGCUGGAGGAAGAGAACAAGAAGCUGAGGGCCAGGCUGCAAUGUUUCCAGAACACCUACAGCCUACAGUGAGAAAGGUCUGAUGGCGGACAUCCCCACAGCCCCCUAAAAAAGAUUUCACAGAUAUUUUUUUCCAAUUGCUGUCAUGAUCAAGCCACAGUUUGGCCACAUUCAUUCCUCUGUGAUCCCUUCAUAGAUAGGCUUCAAGGGGAAAAGAAAGCCAUUACUUCAAUGGGAUUUCUGUUUUAUUGUGCAGUUUGUUCUUGGCCAAUGCAAUGCAUGAUUUCAAUUUGAUCAGGGAACAUUAGGCAAUCAGAAGCAAAUAUCAUAAUGGAAUCAGAGCCUUUAGGCCCCCCCACUAAGCUAGAUGCACCACACAUUACCAAACAGCCUGGCAUUCAAGCCACCGCCACACUUCACGUUUGGAAUUAUUAUUGAUGAGAAUAUUUGCUAUUGGUCCUUUGCUAUAGAUAUCUGUUGAACAAAUUGGCUAGUAGCACACAUUGUUUACAUGAAAAGUGCCAUCGUUAUUGAAUGUAUAUGGUUUCAAAAAGCACAGAUUAUUAACAUUGAUGAUUCACGUUUGUUAUGCUAUUACUAAAUGCUUCUGCAAUUUUUUAUGCACUUACUGUAAAGUUGUGUUUGUGACUUUAUUAAUUUGAUUUGACUUAAGUUAAACUAAUAGGAAUGUAUUGUUCAGCCAUAUUGUUCCGAUUUAGAUCAGUUAUUAUUAAUAUUCUUAGUAACCUAACUUUUCUAUCGAUUUGUAAAAACUAUGCUACAUUGUUCAUUUUAUUGUUUAAAAAAAAUGCAUAGUAUUUUUGGUUCUGUACAGUGCUUGUUUUUAGUGAAAAGCUUUCAUAUAUUUGUAAUAAAUGUUUUCAAGUGUC
Molecule: messenger RNA, 1875 nt
Organism: Gadus macrocephalus (Pacific cod)
Lineage: Eukaryota; Metazoa; Chordata; Actinopteri; Gadiformes; Gadidae
Product: cAMP-responsive element modulator-like
Exons: 7
Coding region: 314-1057 (247 amino acids)
Biological process (GO): regulation of transcription by RNA polymerase II
Cellular component (GO): nucleus; ATF4-CREB1 transcription factor complex
Molecular function (GO): DNA-binding transcription factor activity, RNA polymerase II-specific; RNA polymerase II cis-regulatory region sequence-specific DNA binding
Source: RefSeq, a predicted model, not a curated record